ACGUAGAUGCCGGGGCCCCGGGGAGCAGGAAAACUGGGGAGGGGGUUGUCGUGAAGGAUGGAUUAAAGAAGGGGCCCUUCACUAACAUUACUCUCUCAGCCUUGCCUUUGACCGAGCUUGUAGCGUGCACGCGCUUAGUAUGAGUGUGGGGCGCGCGCUGUGUAAGGCUGCUUUAUUGUGAGCUGGUUUGUUGAUUGUAAUGCAUAGAUGUUAGUCAUGGGUUCUUCCUGGGCGUGUGUAUUCCUAUGUGAGUGUUUGGGUGUAUGUGUGUUGGGGCUGGGUGUAGUGUGUGGAGCGUGUGGAUAUUAAGGUAUUAAGCACAUCAUGUAGGACUUGCCUCUGCUGUGUGUGUGUGUCCUUAAGUGUGAGUUUAUAGUGUGUUACUGUGUGUGCUGUCUUAUUAAAUGAACUGUGGGAAACGGUGUUCUCCUGUCCGUCUGUGCAGUCCUAUACCUGUGUGUAGGUCGUGUGUGUAUGGCAGUUUAUCUGUGAAUGAUGCCAUUUCUGUGAUAGCAAAUUUAAUUUGACCUUAUUCCCUUCUCCCUUGCCACCCUUUUACCUGUCCUCAUCCUUCUCACCUGCCCACCCUUAAUUACCUAUCUCCCUUUGCCUUGCUUCUUUAUCCAAUUUUUUGACCUCACCAUCCUCACCCUUCCAAUAUGAAGCGCUGUAAGUCAGACGACUUGCAAUCUGAGGAAGUGGGUACACAGGAUGCCCAACCACUCAUUCCCAUGGAGGUGCGAGGCACAGACAGCCCUGCCCAAGGGGACCUGGGAUCUGCUGGUACAGCUAUCAGCCAAGGUCCCCCAUCCAUCACCCGUAACAAGCCGCCAGAUCUUAAGAAGAUCCAGCAGCUUUCUGAAAGCUCUAUGUUUGGGCAUGGACUGAAGCAUCUUUUCCACAGCAGAAGGAGAUCCAGAGAGCGUGAUCACCAGGCUGCUUCAGAACCCCUAGUCUUGUGUUCAACUCCAGGUUCUUCAACACCUCAGAUUCAAACUGCUGCUCCACUUUCUUCAUCUGACCACGAUUCUGCUGAUGAAAAGGAACGUUCUCCAGAGAUGCACCGUGUGUCAUAUGCAGUGUCACUUCAUGAUCUCCCUGCUAGACCUACUGCCUUCAACCGUGUCCUGCAGCAAAUACGAUCCCGCCCUUCUGUCAAACGAGGGUCUGGACAGCAUGGAGGUGGUCGUCGGAGCAAAAGUGGCCCUGGAGACACUGCUCACCAUCAACAUCAUCUACCAUUGCGAGGAGGUAGCCCCCAUCUUCCAAGACGACCUUCACCACUGGAUGGGGGUCUUGCUGCUGUGCUUUACCAUCACCAGGGCCGCCCAAGAUCUUCAUCCACCACUGAUGCUGCUUUAUUGGCUUCCAGUGACACAAGUGGAGCUGGGGUGCUAGCACACGAGGACCAGGACAGAGCAGGAGAAAAGCAGCAACUCGACAAAGGGGACCUGAGCACCCUGAGUCUGCCUCCCAGCACAGUCCAUGGAGGCUCAGAUGGAAACAUCAGCCUGGAAGUCCCAGAGGGAGCGCCUGACCCUCAACGCACAAAGGCAGCCAUGGAUCAUCUGCAUCAGAAGAUCCUAAAAAUCACAGAACAGAUCAAAAUUGAGCAGGAAGCAAGAGAUGACAAUGUGGCUGAGUAUCUGAAACUGGCAAAUAAUGCAGACCGCCAACAGGCCUACCGCAUCAAACAGGUUUUUGAAAAGAAGAAUCAAAAGUCUGCUCAGACUAUUGCCCAUCUGCAUAAAAAAUUAGAGCAUUAUCACAAGAAGUUGAAGGAGAUCGAGCAGAAUGGCAUUUCCCGUCAGCCCAAAGAUGUACUUAGAGAUAUGCAACAGGGCCUAAAAGACGUGGGAGCCAAUGUGCGAGCAGGCAUCAGUGGUUUUGGGGGAGGCGUGGUUGAGGGUGUGAAGGGAGGACUUUCUGGCUUGUCUCAAGUCACUCACACUGCAGUGGUUUCAAAGCCCCGUGAAUUUGCUAGCCUUAUACGGAAUAAAUUCGGCAGUGCUGACAACAUCCCUCAUCUUAAGGAUGGUCUAGAAGAAGAUGGGGAAGGACAAGGUGGAAACCGGGCACUCAGUGGAAGUGCUACACUAGCACCUAGUCCCAAAUAUGGCAGCGAUGAUGAGUGUUCUAGUGCUACCUCUGGGUCAGCUGGAGGAGGGAGUAAUUCUGGGGCAGGACCAGCAGGACCUGGGAGUCCCAGGUCUAAUACUCUGGAUGCUCAUCAUCAUGGACACCAUGGGGGGUUUGAUGCUAUUCUUGAGGAGCUGUGUGAGAUCAAAGAUGGUCAGAGCCACAUAGAGGACUCAAUGGAAGACUUAAAGUCACAAUUGCAGCGGGAUUACAGCUAUAUGACACGGUGUCUUCAGGAAGAACGCUACAGGUAUGAACGACUGGAAGAGCAGCUGAAUGACCUGACAGAGCUUCACCAGAAUGAAAUGACUCUGCUGAAGCAGGAGCUUGCAAGCAUGGAGGAAAAAGUAGCGUAUCAAUCAUAUGAGCGAGCCAGGGACAUUCAGGAAGCUGUGGAAUCUUGUCUCACCCGAAUAACUAAACUUGAACUACAACAGCAGCAGCAACAAGUGGUUCAGCUGGAGGGGGUGGAAAAUGCCAAUGCUCGGGCUCUCCUUGGGAAGUUCAUCAAUGUGUUGCUGGCACUGAUGGCUGUACUACUAGUUUUUGUGUCCACAGCAGCCAGCUUUAUUACUCCUCUGGUGAAAACUCGAUUGCGCCUCCUCUCUUCACUGCUCUUCCUCCUUUCUCUCCUAACGCUUUGGAGGCACUGGGACUGUGUCACGUCCUUUCUUGAACAUGUACUCGUACCCAGCUGAUACCCCUCCUUCAUUCCUUAAACCUGCAAACAUAUCCUCUUCUCUGUUCAUGGACAGAGCAAGAGGCAGGCUUGGAGAAAAAAUUCUGCUCAGUGCUAACUUAAUAUACUUACAUAAAUAUCAGUUCGGAACUGUUUAUGCAUAUCUUUAUAAAUCUUUAUAGAGCUUCUUAUUUAAAAAGGGGCAGGUAUUUGCCAGUUUUGCCCCUACACUCUGCAGGAGAAUGGGGUCUUUCAGAGGUAUUUGAGUUUGCUGAAAGGAAGGAAGAAUGACUUUUAGUUGAAGAAGAACAUACAAAAAGUGUGGCAGAUGUUACAUUAUGAAUGUUCAACUGGGUGUUUUAGCACAUUGCUCUGCAGAAAGUGAUAUUCUUCAAAAUGACUAAGAAAAAAUUGCUCUCACAAGCAUUGCUCUGCAUGAUAGAUAUGUGGUACUGCCCUUUUUUGUUAGCCAUUUAUUCUCUGAAUAAUGUGCAGUGCUCUGCGUCAUGGGAAGCAAUCAUGCAGUGCAAGGUGUUGCAACAUCAAGUAUAGUUGAGGUUAAGGCUCUGUAACAUAAAUUAUAAACAGAAUUCGGAGCUAUCUCUUACAAGGUCCACUCUCCGGCACCUACUACACAAGGACAAGCAAAAAAACUGAUAUUGGGUGGUGGAGUUACUUGAGGGGCCUACAUUUUUUUUUGUAAAAAGUCUGCAAUUCCAGGGUGAGUAGCAACAAUGGACAAGUUAUAGCUCAACUACUAAUGAAGGAGAAAUAGGAAGACAUUGCUAUAAAAAUAUAUUUGUUUUUAUUAUGCAAUAAUUAUGAUCUGUGCACUUAAAGUUAGCAAGCAUUGUGUCAUAAACGACAACGCAACAUAAGCUGGGAUUGAAAAAUCAGUAUACUUUUUAUCUAUACAUUUUUUUCUCCUUAAGAAUGGGUUUUAAAAACACUUGUAUGUGUCAUAUGAGUCAUCAAAUUUUUAUUUUGUAGGUUAAUUUGAUGGAGAAAAAAAUUGCAUGGGAUUUGUUUUUAACAGAAUGCCGAAUCCAACAGGAGUGAAAUUGCUAUCUUUUACUGUGGCCCUUCUAAAGUGCAUAACCGUCAAGCAAAGUUAAGCAACGUAUAAAUUGCAGUUAAAGCACUAUAUGUACAAGCAAGAGUAGCAUACGUUUUCUGUGACUAGGCUUUGCACAUAACCUAAAAAAAUCUUAGCUAUUCCACAAAAUUAUUAGUUGGGAUGCUUAUACUUUAUUGUCACUGGUCACAGAUAUAGAAAAGGGGCCAUAUUGGCUCAUAUAAUGAGUGUGUAGUCACCAGUUUGUUCAUGAAAACCAUUUGAUGCAUGCUCCCCACUGAAUCUCAUUUCACAAUGUUGUUGAGCAAAAAACAAACCACUCCAGACAUUAAACCUUACAUAACUGGCCUGUGUGAUUCUGUCCUUAUUGUGUUUAGGAUACCUUUUUUUCUGUGAGCAGAUAUCAGUAUAAGAUAUGCAUACAUAUCAGAGGUGAGGGUGUUUCUGAGCCAGCCCACACAGCCAUACUUUGAACAUGUUAUUAUUAUUUUUUUUAACAUGUAUUUUUAGAGCGCCAACAUAUUGCGCAGCGCUGAUUUUGUGUGCAUUAAAUUUAAUGUCUGAGAACUUUUCUUGGCCCACCAGAUACUGUAACAAAGAGUAUCACAAGGCAAGGUGUGUAUGUAUCACAUUCUCUUGCUUCUGUGUGGAAAUAAAAUUUAUACAUUUCAACAUU
Molecule: messenger RNA, 4569 nt
Organism: Xenopus laevis (African clawed frog)
Lineage: Eukaryota; Metazoa; Chordata; Amphibia; Anura; Pipidae
Gene: tmcc2.S
Product: transmembrane and coiled-coil domain family 2 S homeolog
Exons: 6
Coding region: 660-2837 (725 amino acids)
Biological process (GO): amyloid precursor protein metabolic process
Cellular component (GO): membrane; endomembrane system
Source: RefSeq, a predicted model, not a curated record